GGUCCACGUGGGAAAAGAAGAAUGAAGCGAAGGCCCCGCCCAAAAUGGGAGCGUAUGAGUUUGCUUGACUGUCGGGUUUCCGUUAAGGAAAGUCCCGGGACAACGUGAGCUACACAGAAAGACACAGAAACACCCAAAGAGAGAGAAAAUUCUCUCUCCUCUCUUUCACUUUUUUCCCCCUUUCCCUCUCCUUGUUCUUCUUCUUCCAAGCCUGAAUUAAUCGUAUCUUCCGCAUUAUCAAUCCUAUAUUUAUAAUGUGAUCUUGUUUCUUUACAGAGGUUCUUUGUGAGUGAUUUUCAUCAAACGGACGAAUGCGAUUCAGAAUCAGCAAUGACUAACAAAAAUACGGGCUCUUCUCAGGGGGACUUUUGUAACCCCCAGCCUCCACCUGGCCCACCGUCUGGCCCGCCUUCUGGCGCUGCUGAUCACCUUCAUUCUCGUGGUAACAAUAAGGUUUACAAAAGCGGGCCAUUAUUUUUGUCAUCAAGAGGAAUUGGAUGGACAUCCUGGAAGAAAAGAUGGUUUAUUCUGACACGUACUUCGCUUGUCUUCUUUAGAAGUGAUCCAAAUGGUAUUCCUCAAAAGGGGAGUGAGGUGAAUCUGACCCUUGGUGGUAUUGACCUCAACAGUUCAGGCAGUGUGGUUGUCAAAGCAGAUAAGAAACUCUUGACUGUGCUCUUUCCUGAUGGUCGUGAUGGCCGAGCUUUUACACUCAAGUCAGAAACUUUGGAGGAUUUAAAUGAGUGGAAGGCUGCACUUGAGGAAGCUUUGGCAAAUGCGCCCAGUGCCGCCCUUGUCAUGGGGCAAAAUGGGAUAUUCAAAAACGAUCAGGGUGAGGAAGUUGAUGGUCUUUUGGAACAGUCGAAGGACAGACUGCCGGUGAAAUCCUUGGUCAUUGGUCGACCUAUUUUACUUGCUCUAGAAGAUAUAGAUGGAACUCCGUCUUUCUUGGAGAAAGCUCUUAGGUUCCUAGAACAGCAUGGAAUACAAGUAGAAGGAAUCUUGCGGCAAGCUGCUGAUGUUGAUGAUGUUGAACGUCGAAUUAGAGAAUAUGAACAGGGAAAAAGUGAGUUCUCUUCAGAGGAAGAUCCACACAUUAUAGCAGAUUGUGUCAAGUAUGUUCUGCGGGAGUUACCAUCAUCGCCAGUUCCUGCAUCUUGCUGCAAGGCUCUACUAGAAGCAUUUCGAACUGAUCGUGGCAUGAGACUCACUGCAAUGCGUACGGCUAUAUGUGAAACAUUUCCAGAGCCAAACCGCCGAUUGUUACAGAGGAUUCUUAUGAUGAUGCAAACUGUGGCUUCUCAUAAGGCUGAGAAUCGAAUGAGCACUGCGGCCGUGGCAGCUUGCAUGGCACCCUUACUUCUUCGCCCCCUUCUGGCUGGUGAUUGUGAGCUUGAAAAUGAUUUUGAUGUGGGCGGUGAUGGUUCUGUUCAACUUUUGCAAGCAGCAGCUGCAGCUAACCAUGCUCAAGCCAUCAUUAUCACUCUUCUAGAGGAGUAUGGUAACUUAUUUGGGGAAGGCUCUGUGUCCCCUGAGCUAUACUCUGACUCAGAAGAAAGUGGAAGUGAUAGUGAGGAGCUUACUGAUGAUGGUGAGACCUUAGAAGAUGAUGGAGAUGAUGAUGCAACAGAAGGAUCCGAUGCUGAUGUAGUUGAAGAUUUUGAAUGUGCAUCAAGUGGAACUUCCAUUGAAACUAGUGACGCCAAACAUAAGGAUCUCUAUGACAACAAGGGUUCCGAGGCUUGUAACUCAUGUUCAAAGUCCAAUGAAGUAGAUGAUGAUCUCAAAGUCAACCAGAAAGUGUCAUCCAGUGCUCCUCAAACUUCAUUGCCCCAACAUGACAAUGAAGAAGAGAGUAUGAACAGAAUAAAUGCAAAUAACAAUAGUUCAGUGGUGGAAGCUGAUGAGCCCGGUGAAGUUUUGGAAGAUGAUCCCGCUGAAACAAGUUCAAUAAAUAUAUUAAUCGAAAAGAGUCCAUCCUCAUGUGUACGGAAAUCUACAACAGUGUCAAAUGGACCUGUACGCAGUGUUCGGCGACCCACUGUUUGGGGACGUACCCCUGCAAAGAGAAACCUUUCUAUGGAGUCCAUCGAUGUUUCGCCUGAAGAUGAGGAUGAAAUACAGAGGCUUGAGGUCACUAAAACUGACUUGCAAAACAAAAUUGCAGAGGAGGCUAAAGGGAAUGCAAUUCUACAAGAAAGUCUUGAGAAACGAAGGAAUGCUUUGCAUGAACGUCGUCUAGCUCUUGAGAAAGAUGUUGCAAGACUCCAGGAGCAGUUACAGAAAGAGACCGAGUUGAGGAUGGUACUGGAAGCUGGACUUAAAAAAGGGACCUUCCCAGUCUCAGCUGCUAUUGAUGAAAAGAUGAAGGCAGAUCUUGAUGAAAUCUCUCGAGCAGAGGCAGACGUCACCAACUUGAAGCAGAAGGCAUUUGAUCUUGGUGUGCAGCUUAGUCUACAACGUGAACAAAAUUAUGAAAUUUCACAAUAUUCAAACAGUCGGCCACAACAAAGUUCAAAUCAAGUACAGAAGUAUAAACAGAAGGACUUUGAAGCUACAGCUAUUUCACAUACAUUCGAAAAGGUGGGAAGAAAUAAGAAUAGUCAUUCGGACAAGGCAGCCAGUGACAGAAAUUUGAAACAUGAACCUCCACCUUUACUAAAUAGACAUCCAUCUGAGAACGAGCUGUCAGAUUCACUCUUUAACUCCAAAACUUAUGGAGUUCUAGCCACUCCAUCCUAUGGGGAACUGGGGGUGGGCAGGACUUCUUCAACCGCCUCUAAAAAGCUUGGUACAAGGGGUGAGGGAUCUAAUUCCACAACUUCUGCACUUUCAAAGCUAACAACCCGGCUCAACUUCCUGAAGGAACGACGUACCCAAAUUGCAAAUGAGCUCCAAAAUAUGGACAAAGGCCGAAAUUCAGGUCAAUCUGUCCAAAACCUUGCAAGAGGUAAAGGAUCAGAGGUUCAAUCAUUAGAAAAAGGCAGUGGAUUGGACAGCUGCCUGUUGCCCCAGAACCCAGGCAAAGGGAUGGCAGAAGGCCAAUCAAUCCAAAAUCUGGAUAAAGGAGGUAGAUCUGAAGGCAUACAAGUUUCAAACCUGGACAGAGGAAAAUCAGAGUUUUCCCAAUGUGGACAAAAGUAGAUCCAUAAUUCCUCCUAGAUCAUGUGCCUGAUGAUGCUUGGUUUUCUUUUCUCAUUCAUCAUUGUUCUCUGCAUCAUGCUAUACGGCCAAUCCCAUUGACUCUUUGGGAUCAGAGUGCCAAGAUGACGAGCAAGGUUUCUAUUCUCAGAUGGAAUCCCACAACAUUGAUUUGAGACCCAUGUUUUCGGAGCUGUACUGAAGUUCAAAUGCUCCCCGGGGACCAGGAUGUGCAGAUUAGUUAUCUCCUCGAUGUACGUCGAAUUGUUCAAACCCUGAUGAAUUGGGUUUUGCUCGUCUAGAGGCGAAGUAGUUCUUCUGUAAUUACCAGUGUUGUAUUGCUAGAACCACAUCUAAUUAUACAAGCCAGUUGGAGCUUGUAUUGCUAUCCUCCUUCAAAAUGUCCAUUGGAGCUUGAACACCCUGACUUAAUCUAGGAAUUUUUAUGAGUUCUCAUGUAAAUGAAAUAGGGGAUUCUUCCAUUAAGCUUCUGCUGAAAGUAUUGCAACUAUGAGAUCUAGUUCUUUCAGGCUUCGGUUUAUGUCUGAUGUCUUAUUGCGUUUUCCUUUGGUUUCGUUUUGUUUUUCAUUGACAUUGUUAUUCAUCAUUUGUAAGGUAGGUUCAUUUACUAGAGCUGAGAAUCCAUCCAGGGCUCAGAUGAUAAGAUUUUAGUGGUUAAUAUCUCGAGUUUUUAAGUUUGUAUCUAGUAAGAGAUGUCUGAUACAGUUUAUUUUAUUAGUGAUUGUAAGUGUUCG
Ilex paraguariensis (yerba mate) is the source of this 3896-nucleotide messenger RNA. The record is from the annotation of a GenBank genome assembly. NCBI's taxonomy places the organism in Eukaryota, Viridiplantae, Streptophyta, Magnoliopsida, Aquifoliales, Aquifoliaceae.